UUCUUUCAAACACACACAAAAAAGUUCCCUUCUUUACCGUCUCCAUUCUUGUGUAAAAAAAAAAAGAAGAAGCCAUCUUUCUCCUUCUUCAAUCUCAGAAAAGAACUUCUCUUGAGCAAACUACAAACAACCUUUUUCUUAUUUCAAACAUAAUAGUACAUAAAAUAAUUUAUCUUCUUUGUUGUUUUCAUUUUUGUAAAAAAAGAAGAAAAAAAGCUCGUCUUUCGCCUUCUUGUGAAGCUUGUUGGUGUAUUCUUAAGCUAUUUAGUGCAUACAUAGAAAAAGUUCUCUUCAUUCCUGGAAAAAAAAAGAAGCUCUUGCCUUUCCCUUUCUCCUUCUUUCAAACACAUAACAUAAUCAAGUUCUCUUUUUUGGUGUCUUCAUUCUUGAAAAAAAUCAGAAAAAGCUCUAGUCUUUCCUCUUUUCUUCUUCAAAAACACCCUUUUCUUCUUUUAAACAUAUAUACAUAGAAAGUUGUCUUCUUUGGUGUUUUCAAUCUUGAAAAUUAUAAAAAAAAGUUCUUGUCUUUCCCUCUUUUCUUCUUAAAUUCAAACACCCUUUUCUACUUUCAAACAUAUAACAUAAUAAAGUUCUCUUCUUUGGUGUUUUCAAUCUUGAUUUUUUUUUAAAAAGCUCUUGUCUUUCCCCUUCUUCUUAAAUUCAAACACCCUUUCCUUCUUUCAAACAUAUAUACAUAGAAAGUUCUCUUCUUUGGUGUUUUCAAUUGGAAAAACAAAAAAAAGUUCUUGUCUUUCUAUUUAAGUGUAUACUAUGUGUAAGAAAAUGAUGCAUUACAAGAGAUAUCAGAACUGGAAUAGAAAAGGGGACGUGUUUGUGGUUUGUGUAGAUGAAGAAACUGGUUACAAUCACAAAAGAGUUAAACCAAAACUUUUUUACCUUAUUUUUCUUUGUUUAGUCUCUUUUAGCUUUUUUGUAGCUCCACAGUUCUUCACUUCUCCUCAUAAAUUUUCUCUCUUGUAUUCAGUUAGUUCUCAAGGAGGAGGACUUAUUUCUAAUAAAUCAGAUUUUAAUGCUUGUUCUUCUGUCUUUAAUGGGUCAAUUUGUUGCGAAAGAAGCAGUAUUCGUUCUGAUGUAUGCGUAAUGAAAGGGGAUGUUAGGACGGAUUCUGCUUCCAUCAGAAUUACCCUCUACAGAAACAAUGAUAAUAAUGAAUAUGCUUUGCGAAAUCUUGAUGAGAAUGAUGGGGUACUUCGGCAUGAAAAGAUUAGGCCAUAUACUCGGAAAUGGGAAAAAAGUGUGAUGGAUACCGUUGACGAGUUAGACCUUGUUGUGAAGGGGGAGCAUUCCAGGAUUCAUCAAAAGUGUGAUGUCAAACAUGAUGUCCCGGCUGUGUUUUUCUCUACUGGAGGUUACACCGGUAAUCUUUACCACGAGUUCAAUGAUGGAAUUUUGCCCGUUUACAUCACUUCUCAGCACUUCAACAAGAAGGUUGUCUUUGUAAUCCUCGAGUACCAUGCUUGGUGGAUAAUGAAGUACGAGAACAUCUUGUCUCACCUCACCGAGUAUCCUAUUAUAGAUUUUAGCAGUGAUAAGAGGACUCAUUGCUUCCCGGAAGCCAUAGUUGGUUUAAGGAUCCAUGAUGAGCUAACUGUUAAUUCUUCAUUGAUGGGAAACAAUAAGUCCAUUAGCAAUUUUAGAGAACUUCUAGACCGUGCUUAUUGGCCUCGGAUUAGAAGUUUGAUCCAAGAUGAGGAACGUGAAGCUGGGAUUAACAUGGAAAAACAUGUUUCAUUAUCCUCAUUUGAGACAAAGGUGGUGACAGCGGAAGAAAAACAGGCUUUGAAGAAACCUAAAGUGGUUAUAAUAUCUAGAAAUGAUUCUAGAGCUAUAAUGAACGAAGAUUCUUUGGUUAAACUGAUCGAAGAUGUUGGAUUUCGUGUGGAAGUUUUGAGGCCACAACGAACAACAGAGCUUGCAAGGAUCUAUCGUGUCCUUAAUUCAAGUGAUGUUAUGAUAGGAGUUCAUGGUGCUGCCAUGACACAUUUCCUCUUCAUGAGGCCUGGUUCUGUUUUCAUCCAAAUCAUUCCACUCGGAACAGAUUGGGCAGCAAGCACUUAUUACGGAGAACCAGCAAUGAAACUAGGCCUCAAGUACAUCGGAUACAAAAUUCUUCCGAAAGAGAGCUCAUUGUAUGACGAAUAUGACAAGAAUGAUCCUGUCCUGACUGAUCCUAACAGCGUGAACGAUAGAGGAUGGGAAUUCACUAAAAAGAUCUACCUUGAUCGUCAAAAUGUUAGGUUGAAUCUUGGAAGGUUCCGUAAAAGAUUGCUUCGUGCCUAUUAUCAUUUAUGUUGCUAAUGAAAGCACGCGUUUUCGUCAUCAAAGUCAGUGAUAUUUACCUUUUUGUGGUUUAUCAAACAUAUUUAGUCUCCAUUGUUAAAGUUCUUAGAGUUGUACAUCAUGAUCCAGAAUAAAAGAAAUGAAGAUUAUUUCCUGUAUAGAUUUCUGGCAAUGCCUUUUGUGUACAUUGCAUACCAAAUUUGCUGCCUUUUUUCUUGUGUAAUCAUCCUGUACUCGAAACUCACUGGCCUAAUAAUCUUUAUUCAUUGGCUUACUAUCUGGAAUUUGCCCUGUAAAAGGUUCU
Molecule: messenger RNA, 2605 nt
Organism: Solanum dulcamara
Lineage: Eukaryota; Viridiplantae; Streptophyta; Magnoliopsida; Solanales; Solanaceae
Product: xylan glycosyltransferase MUCI21-like
Exons: 3
Coding region: 772-2319 (515 amino acids)
Molecular function (GO): glycosyltransferase activity
Source: RefSeq, a predicted model, not a curated record